This is a messenger RNA of Python bivittatus (Burmese python), 1148 nucleotides long. NCBI's taxonomy places the organism in Eukaryota, Metazoa, Chordata, Lepidosauria, Squamata, Pythonidae. The record is from RefSeq and is a predicted model, not a curated record.
GGCCCUGAGAGAGCUGCAAGAUGGCUGCCUCCAGCCUGAGGGGGUGUUGUUUUCCCGCAGCCACGGCGCUGCUGCUUUUCUUGAGCCGUUGCAGUUCAGCGCUCGGUCAUGGAGUGCAGGAUCAAGCAGAACAAUUUUUUAGAAGUGGACAUACAAACAAUUGGGCAGUUUUGGUGUGCACAUCUCGAUUCUGGUUUAACUAUCGCCACGUGGCCAAUACUCUUUCAGUUUACCGAAGCGUCAAGAGACUUGGCAUUCCUGAUAGUCAUAUAGUCUUAAUGCUUGCAGAUGAUAUGGCCUGCAAUCCAAGAAAUCCAGCUCCAGCCACUGUAUUUAGUCACAAAAACAUGGAACUGAAUGUCUAUGGAGAUGACGUGGAAGUGGAUUACAGAAAUUAUGAGGUUACUGUGGAAAAUUUUUUGAGAGUGUUAACGGGCCGAAUCCCAGCAAGUGCACCUCGCUCCAAACGUUUGCUUUCUGAUGACAGAAGCAAUAUUCUCAUAUAUAUGACAGGUCACGGUGGGAAUGGUUUCUUGAAAUUUCAAGAUUCUGAAGAAAUCACAAAUGUAGAACUUGCUGAUGCCUUUGAACAAAUGUGGCAGAAAAGGAGGUACAAUGAAUUGCUGUUUAUCAUUGAUACAUGCCAAGGAGCAUCCAUGUACGAACGGUUUUAUUCUCCCAAUAUAAUGGCCUUGGCUAGCAGCCAGGUUGGAGAAGAUUCACUUUCUCAUCAACCAGAUCUUGGCAUUGGAGUCCAUUUGAUGGAUAGAUAUACAUUUUACGUCUUGGAAUUUUUAGAAGAAAUUAAUCCAGCCAGCCAGACCAAUAUGAAUGACCUGUUUCAGGUGUGCCCUAAAAGUUUAUGUGUGUCAACACCUGGACACCGGACAGACCUGUUUCAGAGAAAUCCCGAUAACGUCUUGAUAACUGAUUUUUUUGGGAGUGUACGAAAAGUGGAAAUUACAACUGAAACAGUUUCUCUGGAUCCUAAUUUAGCACCUGCAGAGACAAGGCCUGCUAUGGAUGAAAUAGCAACGGAACCUUUAAAAUAUGCAGAACAACUUCCAGUAGCGCAAAUAAUACACCAGCUCAUUGAUAGAACAUGUGUUGGAGGUUCCAGGUUCAACUUUUGACAUCCUUAUGUCAUG